GCGGCAGGGACGUAAGUGACGGCGGAGGCGGUGCGACAGCUGCUGGAGGGCAGAGGAGGCGGCGCGGCCCGUCCUGUCCUCGCCAUGAGGCCGCAGCAGGCGCCGGUGUCUGGGAAGGUAUUUAUUCAGCGAGACUACAGCAGUGGUACACGCUGCCAGUUCCAGACCAAGUUUCCCGCGGAGCUGGAGAACCGGAUUGAUAGGCAGCAGUUUGAAGAGACGGUUCGAACUCUAAAUAACCUUUAUGCAGAAGCAGAGAAGCUUGGGGGCCAAUCCUAUCUUGAAGGCUGUUUGGCUUGUUUAACAGCGUACACCAUCUUCUUAUGCAUGGAAACUCAUUAUGAGAAGGUUCUGAAGAAAGUCUCCAAAUACAUUCAAGAGCAGAAUGAGAAGAUAUAUGCUCCCCAAGGCCUCCUCCUGACAGAUCCUAUUGAAAGAGGACUUCGAGUUAUUGAAAUUACCAUUUAUGAAGACAGAGGCAUGAGCAGUGGAAGAUAAACCAUAGAAUUAAAGAUCCCAUCUCAAGCUGGGACCCACACCUUCCACUGGCCGAUCGCAGAGUGUCCCCUACCUCCUCUCCAGAGCAUCAUUCCUUUGUAUCUGCUGCCAGAGCCACGGUGCCAUUUACUCCAAGGACUAACUUUCUAAAAUUCCACACCUGGAGUGACCUCUAGUCGCUCAGCAUCCACUUUGUGUCUCCAAAUUGUGUAAGACUCUGUAAUCUUUUGAUUUCUGAGAAAACACAAUGAAGCAUUUCACUUUUUUUAUUCAAAGUCAUUAAUAAAAUAUGCAGUUGGUCAGCCCAACGCAAAGUUUAUUUCUUA
Diceros bicornis minor is the source of this 824-nucleotide messenger RNA. RefSeq names its product golgin A7 (gene GOLGA7). The transcript has 6 exons. Gene Ontology annotation, biological process: protein targeting to membrane; Golgi to plasma membrane protein transport; peptidyl-L-cysteine S-palmitoylation. Lineage: Eukaryota; Metazoa; Chordata; Mammalia; Perissodactyla; Rhinocerotidae. Gene Ontology annotation, cellular component: Golgi stack; palmitoyltransferase complex. The record is from RefSeq and is a predicted model, not a curated record. The coding region runs from base 85 to 498 and encodes 137 amino acids.